AUGUCUUCGAGUCCAGCUCGUCCAGAGCACUCGUCUCCCAUUCGCUCCUACCACAUGCGACGAUCCCGGAACCGCGCCAGAAGGUCGAACAGCUAUGCCACCAACCGCUUCUCCUCAACCCGCAAGUCCACCAACCUCCUGAAUCGACCAUCCGAGCGAAUUCAAAGCGUCCUAGAGGACCUAGUCGACGAACUCGGAUACCCCAGGUCCAUGAUCAGAAGUAUCGAAACCAGGAGGCAGCAGAUGACCCUCGGCACCAUCCUCGAUAAGAUCCAAAGGGAGUCGGAGAAACCUCGAGACUUGCAAGAGGAGGAUUUCCUGACCGAGAUUGAGGAGGCGAUUUUGAAGAGUUACAUGGAAGGAAACAAUGGAAAGUUGAUCGACGAAGAUGGUAAUGAAGUCGAAGUUUAUUUUGGCGACGAAUCCGAUGAUAGCGACGACGACGACCAAUCGGAGGCUGAAGAGGUAGAUGAGCAAGGUGCCGAAGAACGUGAGGUUGAAGGGGUACACGAAGAAGAAUCGCAGCCAAUCUAUCCCAGCAUCAACGUCGUGGAGCCAAACGACACACCUGUUGUUGAAGCCCUCAAGGCCGCCGUCGAGUCGACCACCGCAAGAAGGAACAGCCUCGUCACCCCAUUCCCAGUCAAUCGCCGAAUGCGACGAGAGCAGCAGCCCCGGGACCUCCUUCGAACCAUCCUCGAGCGAACCGAAGGACCGACUCCCCGCCCCGAGUCCAACGCGAUCGAGACAUACGCUAUGGCUUCACCCAUGAUUGUUUCGCCUCUCAACAUUGCAACCAACGAUACGGCCGUGAAGGCCACCCCAAAGACCGAACUGGUCGAGAUGGCUUCUCCAUCGGCAGAAUCGCCAGCUGUGUUCAGAGGCGAGCAACAAUUCGGGGGCCUGCAAGUACCCGUCUUCCCAUUCCCCACCCGAACUUCCAAGGCCGGCUCAACUCCAUACCCCAAGAGGGCCAAAGUCGCGUCGCCCGUGCCCAUGGACAUUUCGCCCAUCCCUCCGACUCCAGCUCCCGCCCCAGCCCCUGCGGCGAACGCCCAGCCUCACCCUUUCACCCAAAGCGCCCCGGCCCCUCCCACCGCCUUCACAUUCACCUACCCAUCCAACUUGACCAUCCCGGCCCUCUCGCGAUCGACCAACGAAGUCCCCGCCAGCCACACCGAACUCAAGCUCUCCGACCUCGAGCCAAUCGCCCGAAAGCCGGUCGCUGCCGCGCCAUCCAUCGCCGAGGGUCGAAAGUUGGGCAGGUGGGAUAGUUUCCAGAGGGAGAUUGGUGAAGUUGGGAAGACUGUCGAUAAUAAGCCGUCUGGAGUCCAGGGGAGCCCAAAGGCCGUGCGACCCCUUGGUCGAGAGGAAAGUUCGUUUGUUGAGGUCGAUAGGGCGUAUGAACGGCGUGCGAAGAAUCCGAGAAUGGCGGGGGUGGGGUAUCAACCGUAUCAGGCGGCGAAGGAGAGAGAAAUCCAGCAGAGGAUGGAGAAAGCGGCGUUGAUGCAGAAGGCUUUGAGGCAGUCUAAAGAGUUAUUGGAAAGGAAACGAUCCAUGUCAUCGCUCGACGGCAGCCUCUCCAGCUCAAGGAAGAGACGGUUGGACAACAAGCUCGAACAAGGCGACAACGAGGAAAGCGCGAGGUCGAUUCGUCGCCGAUGCAACCCUCUCGACCAGACUGGCCGCAAGCGCGCUGGUGCCAGCACCCAGCAACGCUGGGUUCCGAGCGCCCGUUUCGACUCCCCUACCACCAGCAGCGGAUGGGCUGGCUUGGGCGGUAUCGUUGGGAGAUUCGUUAACUGGGCUACCAAGGCUUGA
Coprinopsis cinerea okayama7#130 is the source of this 1821-nucleotide messenger RNA. RefSeq lists its product as hypothetical. The coding region runs from base 1 to 1821 and encodes 606 amino acids. The transcript is spliced from 3 exons. Lineage: Eukaryota; Fungi; Basidiomycota; Agaricomycetes; Agaricales; Psathyrellaceae. The record is from RefSeq and is a predicted model, not a curated record.